Messenger RNA from Anneissia japonica, 1295 nucleotides. RefSeq lists its product as uncharacterized. The record is from RefSeq and is a predicted model, not a curated record. Bases 373 to 699 code for a protein of 108 amino acids. The transcript is spliced from 3 exons. Lineage: Eukaryota; Metazoa; Echinodermata; Crinoidea; Comatulida; Comatulidae.
GUGCGUCUGGGGCAGUCGCGUUGUAGAAUAUUAAACAUGUUUAAUAUUUCUCAUGACGGGUUAAAACUGUCCCCGACGAUAGUAAAAUAGUAAAAAUGUAAAGUUUGCAGGACCGCAUAUCCAGUAGGUGGGGUGUUGCGAAGGUGUGUACGCACACAACCAAAUUUGGCAAGGUCCAUAUUUCCAAGACAGUCUAGAAUGUACUGAAUAUAAGUUUGUGAUUUUGUGUGAUUUAAAAUAAAAUCUUAAAUGUUUACAUGUGAUUCGUAAAAACGCAAUUCAUGCUAUAUUUUAUGUAAUGGCUUAGGGGCAACCUGUAAUAUAUUAUCUAUCAAGUGAAGUAAUUAUAUACUCCAUACAAUUUUUACAAAUAUGAAAUUAUUAUGCAUAUUUAAUUACUUUCACAGCUGGUGGAGGUACAAUAAUACCAAGUUUGGUUAUGCAAAAGAGUGGAUGGUAGUCUUGGAUGGCAAGGUGGCAUAUGUUAUAUCACCUUCAGAGGGAAGUUUGGUAAACGCUCUUGCAACUCUUUUUGCAAGCUACUAUGCAUUCAACUAUGAGUAUCAGGAAGAAGCAGCUACCACAUUGGAGUUCAUACAAAGAUGCUUAAAACGUAUAAAUCCAGAAUCUGGAACUAAAUGCACAACAAACAGGACCAGCAAGAAGACAGCAAACUUGUCGAAAGAAAAAGAGAAGUAAUUUCCCAUGUUGCGACAUUUAUAAAAAAAAACAAAAAAACCUGGCAGAUUUCGAGUGGACAACAGCUUAAGAACCACACUCAAAUGAAUUACACUCUUUAUGCUAUUAAAAGUAUAACUAUAUUGUAUUAGUUUGCUAUUAAGCUUUUACUACAAUAUUUCAAGCAUUGUUUCAAGGAGCUUUCAAACGUUUUAAGAAAUAAGGAGUUUCAACAGUUUUAUUUGAUAUUGUUAUUAUUCAUUGAGUUAGUAUUAUUAUAUUGAUGCAACGGUCGUCAUGGAUGUCGCCCAGUAUAACGAGAAAGUCUUGCAUCUCUUGAACACCCCUACGUAUAGGAGGAUCAAGAAAGACCCGACUAAAGCUGUUAGAGGUUUCAUAAGGUACUUUAGAGGGCGACAUCGUGUGUCAUCACUUGUCACGUGAUUAUGCGUGACAUCUUUAGCUUGGGCAUUGGCUUGUGUCAGUGGCGUCCUGUAAGCGAGCGGGAUUUGACGUGUUUUUGAACCACUCACCUGACAUUCUGAUCAUGUACAUUUUAUGGUAUGUUGUUUCUUCAUUUUAUGUACGAAUUAGCUUUAUAUAAAUGAUUACAUAUG